UUUGCGAUCUAUCUCCUCACUGCCUCCGGAUGGCUUGCACUCAGCUACGGGUAGUGAGGCAAACGACAAAUUAUUUAUUGAAGUUGUCAAAAUAGACUCUUCCUUUGAUCUGUGGUCUUCUGCCAAAGUAGAGUGUCCUCUUGCGUUACCUGCGCAACCUAGUCCCAAGUCAAGAGUUUCUUCCAGGUGUCGUUUUUCAACACGCUCUUUCUUUAGUUUCGACGAGAGCAAGGAGUUACGUUUACUCAUAAGCCGAAGACGCUUGGUAAGAGUUUUAACAGCGACAGGAAGCUUUUUCUUCGCAACACGGGUAGUUUUCCUGGAAUAACGUUUAUGUUUCUAGUUACUAUUUUCUUCAAAGCAGCAAGGUCAACCGUAACAGGUUGAGAUCGUCAAUCAUUUAACAAUCAACUUUAAUAUUAAUAAAUCGUUUUUUUUUUAGGUCAUUUUUUUUUUGUACGGUAUUGCAAACGUGAGGACACCUUUACCUUUCAUAAUUCCAUAUAAUUUGCCACUCUAAGCAACGUUUAAAUUUUGCAUGACUACUCGAAGCCGAACAUGGCCACUCGAAGCCAAUGAGAAUCAUACUUUGCUUUGUAACUCGGAGCAACAUUUAAAAAAAAUGCGUGGCCAUUCGGAGCCGGAUAUGGCCACCCAGAACCAAUGAAAAUCACUCGAGAUUCUCUGUAAUGUGCCACUCGGAAUGGCCACUCGGAGACAAUAAGAAUCAUUCGAGAUUCUUUGUAAUGUGCCACUCGGAGCAACAUUCAAACAUGAUUUCACGGCCACUCGAAGCCGGAAAUGGCCGCUCGGAGCCAGUAAGAAUCACUCGAGAUUCUCUUUAAUGUGCCACUCGAAGCAACAUUCAAAUAUAAUUUCACGACCACUCGAAGCCGGAAAUGGCCGCUCGGAGCCAAUAAGAAUCACUCGAGAUUCUCUGUAAUGUGCCACUCGGAGCAACAUCAAACAUAAUUUCACGGCCAUUCGAAGCCGAAAAUGGCCGCUCGGAGCCAAUAAGAAUCACUCGAGAUUCUCAGCAAUGUGCCACUCGAAGCAACAUUUAAAAAAUACAUUUUUCACGGCCACUCGAAGCCGGAAAUGGCCGCUCGGAGCCAAUAAGAAUCAUUCGAGAUUCUUUGUAAUGUGCCACUCGGAGCAACAUUCAAACAUGAUUUCACGGCCACUCGAAGCCGGAAAUGGCCGCUCGGAGCCAGUAAGAAUCACUCGAGAUUCUCUUUAAUGUGCCACUCGAAGCAACAUUCAAAUAUAAUUUCACGACCAGUCGAAGCCGGAAAUGGCCGCUCGGAGCCAAUAAGAAUCACUCGAGAUUCUCAGCAAUGUGCCACUCGAAGCAACAUUUAAAAAAAUACAUUUUUUCACGGCCACUCCAAGCCGGAAAUGGCCGCUCGGAGCCAAUAAGAAUCAUUCGAGAUUCUCUCGGUCACUCAAAGCCGGAAAUUGCCGCUCGGGGCCUAUGAGAAAAAUUCGAGGUUCUUUGUAAUGUCCCGCUUGGAGCAACUUUCAAACACAGGUUUGUUUUUUUUUUUACGGUCACUAGAAAUGGCUAGGUUUUUUUUAAAAUCUAGAUCUAAUCCAACAUAAUUCAAUUUCGAAUUUGGGAGAUCAUUAAUUGUUAAAAGGGAAAAAACCAUUUUAUUCCACAACCAAAAACAAAAUGGCUAACCUAUGAAUUUUUUCGUUCGUCUCGUUUUGUCUUACUCGGUUCAAUUCGGUCUAAUUUUUCCAAAUGAAUUUGCUUACUUGAACAUGAAUUAUUUUAUCUAGUCGAAAUAGAAAAAAAAGUAAUUCCGAAACAACACAGUUAUAAUCAAACAUUAUUUUUAUUAGUAGUCUUCCGAACAUUAUCAAAAACAAAAUGGCUACCGAUGCUGUAGCUUUUUUUCACCAUUUUGGUUAUAAAAAUGUCUACCUAACAUAAAAUAUAAAUCACAUUACUAGGUUCAAUUCAGUCUAGCUUUCUCAAAUGAAUUUACUUACUUGGGAGCAUGGACUGUGCCAUUGUCGAGUCCGGAGGAUUCGUCACUAGACAUUUCGGUGAUUUUUUACUUUCUGCAAAGCACGUCUACACUUUCCACAAAGCACGUCUACUCUUCACAACUAUGCUCUAUUAACUGAGUUCUUUUCCGUUCGAUUUUCAUCUCAUCAUGUUGCUCUCUCUCACAUUUACACACAUAAACACGAUCUGUUUUACACUCGCAUUCAUAGUUUAUUUUGCAACCGUUGUAUGAUUCUAUUGGUAGUGGUUAGGUCUCAAUUGGAUUCUAAAUGGAUUUCUGAGAGGGAGCUUUUCCGAUUGAAAUAAUUCUUUGUCUUACACGCUUCGGAUAGAAUAAUGAAAGCUGUUCGUUGUUUAUCAAAAAUCUCUGUUUAAAGUUAUUCAAAGGAAUAAAUUCGAUAUUUUCGAUUGCUCUGGUAUCUCGCUUUUAUUAUUGUAUUCUUGUAUCUUAUAUUCUCUACACUGGAAACGUUCAGCAAUCCAAAUUUUUGCUGGAAACCAGCAAUCGAUUUUCUUAUUGCUGGAUUUUUCAGCAUUCGGUUGUGUUCUUGUCAUUUUUGCUGGAAAAUCAGCAAUCGGUUUUCAAAUUGCUGGACUUUCCAGCAAUCGGUCUAGUUUGCUGGAAAAUCAGCAAUCGAGUUGUCAAAUUGGAGUCUGUUUGUUUUCGUACGCUGAAGCAAGGUAAGACUCUUUUUCACGAAUUUUGUUUAUGUUAAUACUAUUUUUUCAUUUUCCUCUAUAUUCUAGCAACCAGACAUCAAGUCAAGGGUGGCGGAUGAUUAUCACAUUGGCACAAAGCUGCCACCCCGGAGGCGGUAUUGCAUUCGGUUGUGUUCUUGUCAUUUUUGCUGGAAAAUCAGCAAUCGGUUUUCAAAUUGCUGGACUUUCCAGCAAUCGGUCUAGUUUGCUGGAAAAUCAGCAAUCGAGUUGUCAAAUUGGAGUCUGUUUGUUUUCGUACGCUGAAGCAAGCAACCAGACAUCAAGUCAAGGGUGGCGGAUGAUUAUCACAUUGGCACAAAGCUGCCACCCCGGAGGCGGUAUUGCAUUCGGUUGUGUUCUUGUCAUUUUUGCUGGAAAAUCAGCAAUCGGUUUUCAAAUUGCUGGACUUUCCAGCAAUCGGUCUAGUUUGCUGGAAAAUCAGCAAUCGAGUUGUCAAAUUGGAGUCUGUUUGUUUUCGUACGCUGAAGCAAGCAACCAGACAUCAAGUCAAGGGUGGCGGAUGAUUAUCACAUUGGCACAAAGCUGCCACCCCGGAGGCGGUAUUGCAUUCGGUUGUGUUCUUGUCAUUUUUGCUGGAAAAUCAGCAAUCGGUUUUCAAAUUGCUGGACUUUCCAGCAAUCGGUCUAGUUUGCUGGAAAAUCAGCAAUCGAGUUGUCAAAUUGGAGUCUGUUUGUUUUCGUACGCUGAAGCAAGCAACCAGACAUCAAGUCAAGGGUGGCGGAUGAUUAUCACAUUGGCACAAAGCUGCCACCCCGGAGGCGGUAUUGCAUUCGGUUGUGUUCUUGUCAUUUUUGCUGGAAAAUCAGCAAUCGGUUUUCAAAUUGCUGGACUUUCCAGCAAUCGGUCUAGUUUGCUGGAAAAUCAGCAAUCGAGUUGUCAAAUUGGAGUCUGUUUGUUUUCGUACGCUGAAGCAAGCAACCAGACAUCAAGUCAAGGGUGGCGGAUGAUUAUCACAUUGGCACAAAGCUGCCACCCCGGAGGCGGUAUUGCAUUCGGUUGUGUUCUUGUCAUUUUUGCUGGAAAAUCAGCAAUCGGUUUUCAAAUUGCUGGACUUUCCAGCAAUCGGUCUAGUUUGCUGGAAAAUCAGCAAUCGAGUUGUCAAAUUGGAGUCUGUUUGUUUUCGUACGCUGAAGCAAGCAACCAGACAUCAAGUCAAGGGUGGCGGAUGAUUAUCACAUUGGCACAAAGCUGCCACCCCGGAGGCGGUAUUGUGAAACAUACCGGUCAAUCAAAUGGAGGAUUGUCGAUUUCCAAUGUUUUUAUAUCGACAGCAAACACAACAGAAAAAAUUGCUUUACUUUACGACCAGGGAGAUAGCAAAAACUGUUGGGCCCCAAACAUUGUUGGUUGUCAAAUUCAAUGACAAAAAGGAUACGGAUGUCUAGACGACCACUUCUGGUACUGAUUCACGUCUUCGUGCAGGCCAACCUCGAGGGAGCGAAGAGGGAAUCGAGACUGUAAGAAAAAAAUAUGUCAAUCUUUUAUAAUUACUUUGCAAUGUGAAAAACUAUUUAUGUACAGUGAAAAACUUGGAUUUUUAAAA
Uranotaenia lowii is the source of this 4280-nucleotide messenger RNA. RefSeq lists its product as uncharacterized. The transcript has 19 exons. The record is from RefSeq and is a predicted model, not a curated record. NCBI's taxonomy places the organism in Eukaryota, Metazoa, Arthropoda, Insecta, Diptera, Culicidae. Bases 2727 to 4100 code for a protein of 457 amino acids.